AUGAAAUGUGAACCACCGGAGACGGCAGGGUGUGAGGGGACGCUGACAACGAUCACACCGGAGACCGUCGACCCAAAUGGACCAACGGUUCCAACGGCACCUGGUACCACGCUCGGAACGGGUGCUACCACGACCCAGGACCCACAGAAUCCGUCCGGCCCGACAGAGCCAACAACACCGGAAACCACCAUCGGGAAUAUCCCUACCGUUCCGACCUUCGUGCCUACAGUUGGAACGGACGGACCGAGCACUGAGGAGCCAACGACCGUGGAAGGAGCUACCACUACCACUGAAGGACCCAUUACGGAACAAUCUACGGUGGAACCGCCCAUUGGUACUAUUCCGACGGUGCCGACAUUCAUUCCGACGGUGCAAACGGCCGCGACAAGCCCUGAAGAGCAAACUACUGAGGAAGAAAUAACUGCUACUGAGGAAGAAAUUACCGAAGAGCCAACGGAGACGGAGGAGCCUACCGAAGAGCCUACAGAGCAACCGGAGCCGGAAACGAACGGAAACCGCAAACAGAAUCGGCUACAAUGA
Messenger RNA from Anopheles cruzii, 540 nucleotides. RefSeq names its product threonine-rich protein-like. NCBI's taxonomy places the organism in Eukaryota, Metazoa, Arthropoda, Insecta, Diptera, Culicidae. The record is from RefSeq and is a predicted model, not a curated record. The transcript is spliced from 2 exons. The coding region runs from base 1 to 540 and encodes 179 amino acids.